AUGCAGAAUAUGAUUAACACAGUGAAGGGAAAGGCACUGGAAGUGGCUGAGUACCUGGCCCCAGUCCUCAAGGAAUCAAAAUGUAAGGAAACGGGUGUUAUCACCCCAGAAGACUUUGUGGCAGCUGGAGAUCACUUAGCUCACCACUGUCCAACAUGGCAAUGGGCUACAGGGGAAGAAUUGAAAGUGAAGGCAUACCUACCAAUAGGCAAACAAUUUUUGGUCACCAAAAAUGUGCCAUGUUACAAGCGGUGCAAGCAGAUGGAAUAUUCAGAUGAAUUGGAAGCUAUCAUUGAAGAGGAUGAUGGUGAUGGAGGAUGGGUAGAUACUUAUCAUAACACAGGUAUUACAGGAAUAACUGAAGCAGUUAAGGAGAUUACACUGGAAAGCAAGGAUAGUAUAAAACUCCAAGAUUGCUCAGCAUUAUGUGAAGAGGAGGAAGAGAAAGAUGAAGGAGAAGCUGCAGAUAUGGAAGAAUAUGAAGAGAGUGGAUUGUUGGAAACAGAUGAGGCUACCCUAGACACAAGGAAAAUAGUAGAAGCUCAUAAAGCUAAAACUGAUGCUGGAAAUGAAGAUGCUAUUUUGCAAACCAGAACAUAUGGCCUUUAUAUCACUUAUGAUAAAUAUUAUCAGACACCACAAUUAUGGUUGUUUGGCUACAAUGAGCAACGGCAGCCUUUAACAGUUGAAAACAUGUAUGAAGACAUCAGUCAAGAUCAUGUGAAGAAAACAGUGACCAUUGAAAAGCAUCCUCAUCUCCCACCACCUCCUAUGUGUUCAGUUCACCCAUGCAGGCAUACUGAGGUGAUGAAGAAAAUCAUUGAGACUUGCAGAAGGAGGGGAGAACUUGGUGUUCAUAUGUAUCUUCUAAUUUUCUUGAAAUUUGUACAAGCUGUCAUUUCAACAAUAGAAUAUGACUACACAAGACACUUCACAAUGUAACAAAGAACUUACAGUUUUUUCUAAUCAUUGGUUCUGAUUUUUAAAGAAUUAACCCAUAGAUGUGACCAUUGACCCUCUUAAUCAAUAUGUACAAUUUCUCUAAUAAAGGGACUUAUAUGUUUAUGCAUUAAAUAAAAAA
Molecule: messenger RNA, 1081 nt
Organism: Myotis myotis
Lineage: Eukaryota; Metazoa; Chordata; Mammalia; Chiroptera; Vespertilionidae
Product: ubiquitin-like-conjugating enzyme ATG3
Exons: 1
Coding region: 1-942 (313 amino acids)
Biological process (GO): autophagy of mitochondrion; nucleophagy; autophagosome assembly
Cellular component (GO): cytoplasmic ubiquitin ligase complex; cytosol
Molecular function (GO): Atg8-family ligase activity
Source: RefSeq, a predicted model, not a curated record